Silurus meridionalis is the source of this 5341-nucleotide messenger RNA. It is a transcript of the gene purbb, whose product is annotated as purine-rich element binding protein Bb. The transcript has a single exon. Gene Ontology annotation, biological process: regulation of transcription by RNA polymerase II. The record is from RefSeq and is a predicted model, not a curated record. Gene Ontology annotation, molecular function: RNA polymerase II transcription regulatory region sequence-specific DNA binding; purine-rich negative regulatory element binding; DNA-binding transcription factor activity, RNA polymerase II-specific. Lineage: Eukaryota; Metazoa; Chordata; Actinopteri; Siluriformes; Siluridae. Gene Ontology annotation, cellular component: nucleus. Bases 2222 to 3172 code for a protein of 316 amino acids.
ACACAGUCCUGAGUAAUUUAACAAAUGUUAAGUGGACGGAGCCAAAUGUCCAGAAAGCUGUUUUGUAGAACUUGGGAAAACAAUUUAAACACAAGAAAGUUUACACAAACACCACCACCUAGUGGCCAAUCAGUUACACAUCAGUGGAUUCAUUAAACGGUUUAAAUGCCAGCUGAAUACUUAUUAGCUGAUAUUUUUGGUAGUAACGUGAAAGUCAAAAAUUCCAAAUUUCUGAUUGAUGUGACCUAUGUUUAUUAAGACACUCCAAACUUAGCUAGUGACCUCAGGAUGAUGUCUUGUAUAUGCCUUUCAAGUGUAAACCCACAUAAGCAAUCAUGAGUAAGAUCUGUAUGUGUAAAUUAGUUUCCGCUGUUUUAAUAAUUGGUUGAUGUAUUGUUACCAUAUUGUUUAGAAAUAUCAACAUGUUUUGAUUAUUAUUGAGGUUUGCAUAUCAAAAGGAAUACUUUUUAAAUUGCGUUUGAGCAAAUGAAAUAGCCUGCUGACUCUCCUAAUGUCAGACAGAAAGACACUUGGACAUUUCUUUGAAAAUCCCUCUUUUUGCUCAUAUGGAAUUAUGGCCUGAACUUGGUAGCUGAACUUCUACUUUGUCAUAUAUAAUGGAUUGCACCUAGGAAGGUUCUAAUAUAGUUGCUAAUUUGUUAAUAAUUUUCCUCCAAAUUCUUUUUUGCCUAACAGCUACAUAUCAAGUUUUCCAGGCUGAUCAUUACAGCAGGUCUGAUUUGUGUAGAUGUGAGACCUCCCAAAGUCGUUUUUUUUUUCCCCAAAGGCUUCUGGGUCAAUCCGCUAUACAACUUUGUGCCGAUAUAGCCCAGACUUGCAGCACAUAAAACAUCUAUUGAGAAAUGCAACGAUGGCAAAAGAUGGCUCAACAUGCAAUCUGAUCGAGCAUGAGAAGAUUUCUCAUGACAAAUGGUAGAGUCAGCUUAAAUAUAGGUGUGCUAGGCCUGUUGAGCAGAUGUAUACAAACUGCCUAUACACCUAAUAUACAAACAAAAACAAAUAAAUAAACGACCCUAUAAGCCCACAAUGAAGUGUAAAAUCAAACACAUCACAAAUGUUGAUGGUCAUUGUAAUUUUGACAGAAAUUUUAAAUUCUGGUUGUUUACUUUGCUCACCUGCACUGCAGACAGGCUGUUUACUCCUCUGAGUAUUUGAUUGCGUGUGAGCAUAAUGGUUUAUAGGAGCUUGUUUGUGAAGGGCCUGUUUGUAAGGAGGCAUAGAAAAUUUAUUUAGCUUUAUUUAUACACAGCCUAAUUUAAAAAUUAGUCCAAUAUAAUAAUUACAAGUGUUAAGACUGGAAAUAAUAACUCAAUUCAAGAAUGGAAAAACACUGGGUGAUUUUGUUUUUUCAUCUUAAACUGCCCAAUUUCUUUGACUUUGUGUCUAAACCCUCAGAUUCUUGUUCUUGGCUGACAGGAAUGUAACCCGAUAUGGUCUUCUGCUGUUGUAGCUCAUCCACCUUAAAGGUUGAUGUUUCUUUCCUUUUGAAUUUCUUUUCUGCUCACUAUGAUUGUAAAGAGUGAUUAUUUGAGUUUCUAUAUCCAUUCUGGGAACACGAUUCUGUCUGGCCAUUAUCCCUCUGACCUCUUUUAUUGACAAGGUGUUUCCACCCACAUAACUGUCACUCACUUCAUGUGCUUUGUUUGUCACACCAUUUUGUGUAAACUCUGUUGCGUGUGGAGACCCUGGGAGAUCAGCAGUUUCUGAAAUACUCAAAGCAGCACUGCAUGAUUGCUUGAUUGGAUAUGAAUAAACAGAUGUACAGUAGACUACAGGAAAGCGUCUUUUAAAUUCCAGACAUUUAUUAAUCCUUUUGGAUGAAAAUGAUCUGUUCAUCUGUUCAACAUAAAGAAAGGAACUUGCGGGUAAAGAAAAUGGAGAGCUUGUGAAGCUGAUCUAUGUUCAGCUCCUGCGUUGUAUAUUAUGGUGAUAUUUAACACAUGGAGUGAGGAAUGUUGGUCUUGGAUCAGACCUUCAAUAACGUUUCUCCUUCAAAGCAACAACAGGAAGUAGCUGUGAGGAGAAAUAUCUCCAACCAAUAGUAAGCCGUUGACCCUCCCCUGAAACACUGAUGACAAGCGCGUGAACCUAUGAGCCUGUCCAAGAGCACUUCCGUGAAUUUGACGUCAACGCCGCUUUUCGUCCGCUGUGCGCAAAUACCAGUGCAGACAGGGGGAGAAGUUGGCUGGCGGUGGUGAAGAUGGCGGAUGGAGACAGCGGGAGUGAGCGCGGUGGUGGAGGUAGCAGUGGUGGUGGUGGCGGCGGCGGCGGCGGAGGCGGCGGCGGCGGCAGUUUCUCGCAGUUCCAGCGGGAGCAAGAGACACAGGAAUUAGCGUCAAAGCGCCUCGACAUCCAGAACAAACGCUUCUACCUGGACGUGAAACAAAACUCCAAGGGCCGCUUUAUCAAGAUCGCAGAGGUCGGCGCCGGAGGCUCCAAAAGUCGCUUGACCCUCUCCAUGUCCGUGGCGGCGGAGUUCCGCGACUACCUCGGCGAUUUCAUCGAGCAUUACGCCCAGCUUGGGCCCAGCAGCCCCGAGCAGAUCGCGCAGUCUUCAGGUGGAGGCCCUGGAGACGACGGCGGCCCACGGCGGGCUCUCAAAAGCGAGUUCUUGGUGCGUGAGAACCGUAAAUACUACCUAGAUCUGAAGGAGAAUCAGCGCGGCAGGUUCCUGCGCAUUCGUCAGACCGUGAAUCGAGGGCCAGGCUUUGGUCUUGGAGGCCCGGGGGGCGGUGGAGCGCAAGCGGGCCAAACGAUCGCGCUGCCCGCUCAGGGCUUAAUCGAGUUCCGCGACGCACUCGCCAAGCUAAUCGACGAUUACGGUGGAGACGACGAGGAGCUGAGCGGCGGCACCGGGGCCGGCGCGGCCUCAGGCGGUUACAGCGAGCUGCCUGAGGGCACAUCCAUCAUGGUGGACUCCAAGCGCUUCUUCUUCGACGUUGGCUCCAACAAGUACGGCGUGUUUCUGCGCGUGAGCGAGGUGAAGCCCAGCUACCGGAACUCCAUCACGAUUCCGUUCAAAGCUUGGAGUAAGUUCGGCGGCGCCUUCUGCCGCUACGCCGAGGAGAUGAAGGAGAUCCAGGAGAGACAGCGCGACAAAAUGUACGAGCGGAGAGACGAGUCCGAGGGGGAGGACGUGGAUGACGACUGAUGCUACAAAAAGUUGCUAACAAAUAUAUAUAAUUGUGUAAUGUAGUGCUCAUAUGAUAAGAUCCGGUAUAAAAAAAAAAUGUGCAGAAACGACCGAAGAAAGUGCAUGACGAAUCGGACUUCAGAAUAGCCCUCCCAAAUAUUCGUGGCGUGAAUUUUAGUUGACAGAAUAUAUAUAUAUAUAUAUAUAUAUAUAUAUAUAUAUAUAUAUAUAUAUAUAUAUAUAUAAAAAUAGUCCUGUGAAGUUUGUAUGAGGAUAAACCGUCUAGAGUCAUUGGGUUAUUUAGUUCGGUUUUUUUUUUUUUUUUUUUUUUUUUUGGCAAAAGUUAUUUUAUUAUAGUCGUUAACCAGCAAGUUUUGAUUUUUUUGAGGUGACAGCUACUCUUUUAUAACACUAAUGCUGCUGAAAUAAAAUAUUCAGUGAAAUUCAAGCAACAAAAAAGAAAGCAUAUUGGUCAGUAUGUAAAAAGAGAGAGAGAGAGAGAAGUAAUGUCCUUACUUGUGUUCAUUAUAAUAAUGAUUAUGGAAGUGAGACCAUAAGUCCAUAAUUGUUGUCCAUGUGGACCAGAAGAAUAACACUGCUGUCACCUGCCCAUGGUGGGUUAUUAUUCUUAUUCGUAUUAUUGUGAUUAUUAUAUACAGGCAAGUCACACAGAAAAUAUUCACAGAAAGAAACUAAAGAGUAAGUUAUAUUCUUUACUAUAUGAAAAGUUAUUGAGGUAUAUAUUUAGGUACCUUCAACCAGUAGAGAAGUAAUUACAGACUUAAUGUUUUAAGAAAACAAAAGUGUGUCUAACACAAAGAUUUAUCAAUUUGGGGUAAAUUGGAUGAGCAAAAGAUGUAAACCAGGUUGUUUGAUCACUCUUUUUCAGCUCUGGUCCAAAUUUGAAUGGCUGUAGUGGAGUUCAAGAUCUAUGUAAUGCCUCAGUAGAUAGGAGGACCAGUUAAGGCAAGAAACCACACUCCUAUUUUUUUUAUUUUUAAAUCUUUUUUGGUUAGUUGAUUUCUUUGAAUUUUUAUUUUUAGGUUUGUUUUAAAUAAUAUAUAGGCAGGUUAUACUUUAUUACAGAAUUAACUGAGCAAACCAGCAUAUUUUUAAUACCUUAAGUAGAAGAUAUAUUAAAGCCUCCAAGGCAAAUUUUCUAAGAUAAAUAAUAUGGAAUUUGGAAAUAUUUGUUUUUCAAAAGUUAGGAGUGUGUAUAUAUAAGUAUAUAACUAAAGAAUGUUAAUGUUGCAUACAUCAUGUUUCAGAUUACACACGUCAACCUUUUCUCCAGCGCACAGUCAAAUCUAACAUUUAUAUUUUGAUUUUUCAUUAAUUUACCUGUUUAAAUGACCAGUUUAAUGGACAGUUCAGCCAGACAGUGCUAAUUAACAUCACUGGUUUGCAUUGAAUCAGUCAAAUAUUAGCACUUUUGGAUUGAACUUGCUCUGUAAGUAAACACAUUGAUGGCACUUGAGCUUUUCAAGCUGCCUUGUAUUAAUUGUGAUGUGCAUGCUUUUCCAUCAUUGUUCUUAACUUAAUUUAUUGAAGGUUUUUUUAAACAUGGUGUAUGUAGCUGCAUCAAUGCUACAAUGUCUUGUUACUGUUUUUUUUCCGUUUUUCUUUCUCUUUAUUCUCCGAACAUACAUCUAGAUGGCAAACACAAUGACGAGGUUAAUUUCUUUCAGCAUCCUCUAGGCUGGGUUUGUUACAUUUUUCUUCUGCAAGUAAUAUGAAAUUUACCUAAUUGGUAAUGACCACAGCUAGUUGCAUAGAUUUGUUUGCCACAUUUCAUUGUUGCACUUUGGGGAGAAGACAUAUAAACAGUAUCCCAGCAAUGUUGGUGUAGUUUACUGAGGGUGAUGUAGGUUUCAUAUAUUAUAAUUUUUAUUUUUUUUUUGCCUUCUAUUUACAGAAAUGAAUUUAAGGAGGCAUCCCUUGUUCUGUAUUCAUAUAUAAAACCAUCUUUUGUUAUCCCUUCUGACUUGUACUGUUUCAUGUGAAAUGGCAGCUGUUUUCUUAACUGUGUCCUACUGUAAAUGCUCACGAUCCGAUGAAUAAACUCAAAACUUUUUAUGCAGUAGCUCAAAUUGAGGAAAAGAGCAACGUUUUUAACACAGAUUAUGACCAGAACAGAGUGACUUGAUUUUAAUUUCUUUAAAUAUAAAAUUACGUUUGUCACUGGCA